Molecule: messenger RNA, 3076 nt
Organism: Labrus mixtus (cuckoo wrasse)
Lineage: Eukaryota; Metazoa; Chordata; Actinopteri; Labriformes; Labridae
Gene: aldh4a1
Product: aldehyde dehydrogenase 4 family, member A1
Exons: 15
Coding region: 250-1920 (556 amino acids)
Molecular function (GO): L-glutamate gamma-semialdehyde dehydrogenase (NAD+) activity
Source: RefSeq, a predicted model, not a curated record
UUACUUUAAUUAAUAAUUAUGCGUCACGUGGGGAACGUUUUCGGAUAAUGAGCGGGAAACCAGCGUAGUGAACAAACAGUCUCUCCCCUGUUGGAGGUCGCUCGGUCCGGUUGGACUCACACAGACUGUCCGGGUGAGGAGGAGAAGCAGCCGGAUCGAUAGUACCCACUUUGUUCAGUCUCUGCGGCAGGUGUCUCCUCCUGAGGCUUUUCCCGCUUCACCAUUUCCCACUUCACCUGUCGUGGAAACAUGCUGCGCGUGAGGGCGGCCGCGUGCCAGUCUUGGAGGGGGUUGAGAACGUUCCCGUGUGCGGCCGUGGAGGUGAAGAACGAGCCGAUCCUGGGCUUCAAAGAGGGCAGUGCAGAGAGAGCAGAGCUGCUGAAGGCGUUGGACGGUCUGAAGGGGACAACGGAGGAGAUCCCGUGCGUGGUCGGAGACGAACAUGUGUGGACCAAAGACGUCAGAUAUCAGUUAUCUCCGUUCAACCACUCACACAAAGUGGCGAAGUUCUGUUACGCAGACGAGGCGCUCAUCAACAAAGCUAUCCUGGCGUCUGUGGCGGCGAGGAAAGAGUGGGACCUGAAGCCCGUCCAGGACCGAGCCCAGAUCCUCUUCAAGGCAGCCGACGUCAUCAGUGGACCCAAGAGGGCGGAAAUCCUCGCCAAGACCAUGAUCGGACAGGGUAAGACGGUGGUCCAGGCUGAAAUCGACGCCGCUGCAGAGCUGAUCGACUUCUUCAGAUUUAACGCCAAACACGCCGUGGAGCUGGAGAAAACUCAGCCGUUAGACGCCGACGGGAGCACGAACACGAUGUUAUAUCGAGGUCUGGAGGGCUUCGUGGCGGCCGUCGCUCCUUUCAACUUCACCGCUAUCGGUGGAAACCUGGCAGGUACCCCGGCUCUGAUGGGAAACGUGGUUCUGUGGAAGCCCAGCGACACCGCCAUGUCUGCCAGCUACGCCGUCUACAAAGUCCUGAGGGAGUCCGGUCUGCCUCCAAACAUCGUCCAGUUUCUACCAGCUGAUGGUCCCGUGUUCGGAGACGCCGUCACCUCCUCUCAGCACCUCGCCGGCAUCAACUUCACCGGCAGCGUCCCGACGUUCAAGCGUCUUUGGAAGCAGGUGGCACAGAACCUGGACACGUACAAGAACUUCCCUCGACUGGCUGGAGAGUGCGGCGGGAAGAACUUCCACUUUGUCCACAAGUCGGCGGACGUAGAGAGCGUGGUGAAGGGGACGAUCCGCUCGGCGUUUGAGUACGGUGGUCAGAAGUGUUCCGCCUGCUCCAGGAUGUACGUAGCUGACAGCGUGUGGCCGCAGAUCAAACAGCAGCUGCUCGCCAUCCACAAGAACAUCACAGUGGGAGACCCUGUGGAGGACUUCAGCACCUUUUUCUCGGCUGUGAUCGACGAGAAGUCAUUCGCUCGCAAUAAGAGAUGGCUCGACCUCGCCAAGUCCUCCCCUAACCUAAAAGUCAUCGCUGGCGGUAACUGUGACGACAGUAAGGGUUACUUUGUGGAGCCGACCAUCAUCGAGACCACGGACCCGCAGGAAGCCAUCAUGCACGAGGAGAUCUUCGGGCCGGUCCUGUCGGUUUACGUUUAUCCUGAGAACAAAUACAAAGAGGUGCUGCACCUGAUCGACAACACGUCGCCGUACGCCCUGACGGGAGCCGUGUUCGCUCAGGACCAGACCGUGAUCGACGAGGCAGCUAAAGUGCUCAGAAACGCUGCUGGGAACUACUACGUCAACGAUAAAUCCACCGGCUCCAUCGUGGCUCAGCAGCCAUUUGGGGGCGCCAGAGCAUCAGGAACCAACGACAAACCCGGCGGUCCUCACUACGUCCUCAGGUGGACGUCUCCACAGGUGGUGAAGCAGACCCACGUCCCCCUCACAGACUGGAAGUACCCCUACAUGGGCUGAGAGAGAGAGAGAGAGAGAGAGAGAGAGAGAGAGAGAGAGAGAGAGAGAGAGAGAGAGAGAGAGAGAGAGUCCGGUCCUGCAGCCAAUCAGAGCCCGUCCCAUCCCCGUCCCCCUGUCCAUCCUCCCUGCCCCCCCCCCGCCUGCGUUUGCACUGAACCUGGACGAAUGUAUAUGAGUGAUGAGAGCGUCUUCCAUGCUUCCUGAGCGUCCUGAAUUCUUAAUCACUGAAACUUAUCACAGCCAUUUUAGAAUCCUAAUAAUCAAAGUUUUAGUUUAAUAAUACGAUUUAAACUCAGAAGAUUAAUUAUAGAAACACUUUCUCUGUUAGAUUGUUUCAAAGCUGUACGGAAGCCCUGAGCGGACAAACGUCGAAACAUUUGACUUCCUCUGUUUACGAGUAAUUUAAGGUCGUUUAAUUUGUAUCGUCUUCUACGAGCUGCAGCACGAUAGGCGACCGCUAAGGUCAAAGUUCAAGAAGUCACUUUAAUCCGACAUCGUUCAGCUUUUACUGUUAAAAAAAACAACAGACAUCGUACCGUCUGAAAACUCCUCAGGUUGAUGUUUGUCCUCUCCGCGCUUCCUUACAGAUCCUUUAAUGAAACGUGUUUAAGGUCAAUUUUGAGUGUACCGUCCCUUUAAAUAAUAAUAAUGUUAGUUAGUUUAACCACGAGAAGAAUCUCUAACGUCGUGAAUCGAUGUAAAUAACAGUCGGGUUGUUUACUCCUCGUGCUGUCUUCGUCUUUUCUGCUGUGACAGACAAAAAGCCUUUAUUAGACUCCUCCCCCUCUGGCUCCGCUGAUCCCGUCUCGCCGCUGUAACGCCUCUGUUACGACCUCUGAACACGGUACAGAGGGGGGUGUCACUUCAUCCAUCCAUUAUGCAUUCAGAUGGAAGGUGAGACGUCACGGGGGCGUUGACACGGCGGACUUGAAACGGCGGUCUGAACAGGGCUACACGCUGCACUGUAACGCCAUGGCGAGCUGUGAAACCGACCUGAUCACUGGACGCAGAGGACCUCAUGAUGUUUUUAAAGUCAUCUUUUAUCCGACUCGUCUGUUUUGUAUUUUUAAAUCUUGAGCUGAACCAGCCUGCCUUAGAGACUCUGCAGAUCAAGGAGGUUAAUCUUUCAAUAAAUAUUAAAUUAUUUUAAUCUAAA